AUGGCGACCUCGUCGCUGCUCUCGCCGCAGUACGCUCGUCCUGCCCCUCCUCUCCCCCUCCUCCGCCACCUCCCGCCUCAGCCGGCCGUCGCCUCCCCCGCCACGACGGAUCGGCUGCGACUGCGCGUCCGCCGCGCGCCGCCCCCCGCACAAGCCAAGUUCGGCAAGUUCGACGCCGCGGACGCUCCUGCCGAGGCUGAGCCGGCGGCGUCGACGGCGGAGGUCGAUGGCGGGGCGGAAAAGGCGGUGGUGACGGAGGAUGACAGCUCCUUGCCGUCGGAUCUGCAGGGCGCGAUAUGGCAGUCGGGGAAGGCCAGCGCCGAUUUCGUCAACUCGGGCGGCAUGAGAGGCAUCGCAGAGCUACUGAUCCCUCAGUUGGAGUUCCUCAAUGAGGAAGGAGCACAGGCCGAGGUCUGGGCACUGUCGAGAAUACUCCUGGACACACUUGCACAAGAGACUGGCCAGAAAGUUAAGGCCAUCUUCCCCGACGCCGGAGUGGCUGCCCUUCUGAAGUAUCAGUGGAAAGAUGCACAGUUCAAGUGUGCUAGUCUUAGCGAUCGAAAGCCAGUCGAUACUGAUGAUGAAGUCGUCGUUAUGAUUAUCCCUGAUCAUCAGAUGCUUGAAUCUGUUGAACGCAUUUCAUCUCAACUCUCUGAUGAUCCAAUAAGACCUCUCAUCAUGUGGAACCCACGUCUUGUUAGUGGAGAUGUUGGAGUGGGAUAUAAUGUUCGGAACCUCCGCAGAAAUUUCUUAAGUACUUUUACCACUGUUUACUCGAUGAGGCCAUUGCCUACUGGUGCAAUCUUCAGAUGCUAUCCUGAAAAGUGGAAAGUGUUUUAUGAUGAUCCAAAUAGACCCAAUCGGUAUUUGCUCGCGAGAGAAUCUUCAAGUCGCCCUGAUGCAACAGAUAUUGAGAUCAUAUUUGGCGGUGGCGGCGCCAGUGAGCAAUCCGAAGAGGAACCUUCAAUGAUGACUAAUGUCAUGGCCGCGUUUAGUUCCGUAAGCCGAUUUAUGAGAGUCAUUUCCAAGUGA
This is a messenger RNA of Lolium rigidum, 1032 nucleotides long. RefSeq lists its product as uncharacterized. The coding region runs from base 1 to 1032 and encodes 343 amino acids. The transcript is spliced from 9 exons. The record is from RefSeq and is a predicted model, not a curated record. Lineage: Eukaryota; Viridiplantae; Streptophyta; Magnoliopsida; Poales; Poaceae.